Molecule: messenger RNA, 1632 nt
Organism: Penicillium odoratum
Lineage: Eukaryota; Fungi; Ascomycota; Eurotiomycetes; Eurotiales; Aspergillaceae
Gene: cwc27
Product: putative peptidyl-prolyl cis-trans isomerase
Exons: 1
Coding region: 1-1632 (543 amino acids)
Biological process (GO): protein peptidyl-prolyl isomerization
Cellular component (GO): catalytic step 2 spliceosome
Molecular function (GO): peptidyl-prolyl cis-trans isomerase activity
Source: RefSeq, a predicted model, not a curated record
AUGUCUACUCAGUAUGCCACUGAGCCGACUCCGACCGCUUCGGCCACGUUAAACACAACCGUUGGCCCAAUUCAUAUCGCUCUUUUCGCAAACCAGGUCCCCCUCACCUGCAAGAACUUCCUCCAACACUGCAAGGACAACUACUACGCCGGAACUAUCUUCCAUCGGGUCGCUCCAGGAUUCGUCAUCCAAGGUGGUGAUCCGACGGGGACUGGGUCCGGUGGUACCUCCAUUUACGAAUACCCGGAAUUCGAAUACGACCCCGAAGCGCGCGAUCCGAACGAGCGAGUGGUUUUGCGAGAUGAACUACACAGUCGCCUGCGCUUCAACCGGCGUGGAUUAGUUGGAAUGGCCAAGAGUGAGGAUGGGACUUACGGUAGUCAAUUCUUUAUCACACUUGACAAUACCGAGCGGGAGUUGAAUGGGCAAUGUACGAUGUUUGGCCGAUUGGAGGGAGACAGUAUCUUCAAUGUGUUAAAGAUUGCCGAGGCAGAGCGUGUCGAGGGCACCGAAAAGCCCGUAUACCCGGUGAAAGUAAUCUCGUGUGAGGUCGGAGAAUUGGGCCCGAUGGAAGGCAAGCUGAAGGAUCGCAAGACUGUUUCUACAUCGACAGGGGAUAAGCCGGCGGUCAAAAAGAAGAAGAAGAACCCCAAAGCUGGAAAAGUCUUACUGAGCUUUGGCGAUGACGUAGGCGAAGAGGAGAUGCCUAUGCGACCAGCGAAGCCGAAGUUCAACACAAAACUAGUCGCCGAUUUGCCCGGUGCACCUAGCGACGCGCCUGCCCCGAAGUCACAAAAAGCAGAGUCUAAACAACCCCGAAAGCGAGCACAUUCUCCGUCCCCGAAACGAUCUCCAUCGACGGAGCGCAAACAACGUCCGAAAACACCAGAACCCCAGGCACAACUCCCUAUACAAGACCCCGAAGAACCUGAACGAUCCCCUACACCUGCAAAAGAAACCAAGCUUUCACGAACGAAUGCUGAAAUUGCAUCUCUCAAAGCUUCCAUGCGUCGCAAUGUUGACACUGGAUCUACCGACUCGAGCCACAAGAAAUCAGCCCUUGAGUCAAUGAUUCCUGAGACUGCAAUUCGAGGCCGGAGACGCCCUCACCCAAGCUCCACCAACGGCGCAUCUAGCUCAGGGCCGAGAAGCUCAGCAGAGAACGAAGCACUCCGUAUGUUUAACGCUUUCAAAGCCAAACUUGAAAGCGCAGACACACAAUCCUCAGCUCAAAUAUCAAAUAAUCAACCACAAACCAACAAAGAUACCAAAAGCCAAGAUCAAGAAGAAGAUGAAGAAGAGCAACUAUGUGAUCUACAUUUCAUCGUCAAUUGUCAGUCGUGCAAAUCCUGGGAUGACCCGGAAGCCGCAACGGCGGACAAUGGAGAUUUUGACGAGGCAGGAUGGAUGUCCCACCAGCUCCGCUUUGGCAAGGAUACCCUGGGCAAAGAUUUGAACUGGAAGAAAGAACACCAGGCCGACGUGGACUCGCUAAUGGUGAUUGACCCUCGUGAGAAAGAGAAGGACCUAGCUGGCAGCAGUGGUCGCAAGAGAGGUCUCCAACGGGACCGAGAACGCGAGCGCAAACGAGAGCGAGCUGGAGAACUUGAAUGGGAUCAAGAAAGGAGGUAG